GCGCUGCCGCCGCCGCGCCAGCCGUCGCAGCCGCAGCGCGCCCUGCCCGAGCCGCCCGUGCUGCAGGUUGUGUCGCCUUCGCCGUCGCCUUCGCCCACCUUCGCCGCCGCGCGCGCCGCGAGCACGCCGACGCGGGCCGCGGGGAUGGACGUCGACGACGACGAGCCUGCGGUCUGCCGGCCCGUGCCGACAGGCACGAUGCUUGAGGGGCUGACCGUAGCGCAGCUCAAGGCCAAGUGCGAGGCCAAGGGCCUCAAGGUCUCCGGCACGAAGGACGAGCUCAUCGCGCGGCUCGAGGGAUGGGAGGGAUGGGCUGUCGAAGACAGUGCGCCCACGUCAAGCAGCCAGCGCGGCCCGCGCGGCGAGCCCACGGAGCCGCUAACGACGCCACCGAAGGCGGACCUGGAGCACAUGCCCGGGAUGAUCAAGGCUUUGCGGAUCAAUGGCACGCACCUUUCAAACUACGCGCUAGGUCGGAGCAAGCCUGUACGCAAGGCCUGGUCCCCGGCGCUCCUGAAUUUAGCUAAAAAAAAGGCUCCGCCGCGGCGCGUGACGGUCACCAACCUCGGCAGCAAACCUCACCCCUCGAGCAUGCGCAACACCGAGUCCGCGGGCGACGACGGUGCAAAGCGCGCGCGGACGGAGGACGACGAGCAAGGGACAGAAGGGCCCGGUCACGAGUUAGACCCUCACAAUGAGGGCGAGUAUCCGGCAGAUCAAGCGUUGCAAUGGGACAACGUCUCGAACGGCACGGACCAGUGUGGCGAAUCUCACGGCCCGACUCCGGUUUGCGAACUCACUGGUUAUUGCACACAGGUUCCCAACAGUGGCAGGCGGCCCAAGCGGCGUGGGCGGCGGCGAGGGCGGCCGCGGAGCCGCCCGUCGCGGUGACGCCCGUGCCAGCUGCUGUGCCGCCCGCGCCAUCGCCCAUGGCGCGGCGCGUCGCGGUGCCGGCCGCGCGGCCUCCCGCUUCGCCCGCCGCGCCGACGCCGCCCGCCGAGGCGACGCCGCCCGCCGCGCCGACGCCGCCCGCGGCGCCGCCGGCGCCGGCCGCCGCGCCGCUGGCGCCCGCCGCGGCGACGCGGCCCCCCGCGCCGACGCCGCCCCCGCCGAGGCGCCGCCCGCCGAGGCGACGCCGCCCGCCGCGCCGACGCCGCCCGCCGCGCCGACGCCGCCCGUCGAGGCGCCGCCCCCCAAGAAGAAGGAGAAGCGGCGGUGGUCGAAGUCGGAGCCACCACGGCACAACCAGAUGGUGUUUGGCGAGGACCACAGAGCGGCCUAUGCGCCGCGCCAGGCGGCUGGCAUGCUUUGCUCGGCGAUGUUGCAGGAGGUCUUCGGCGCUUCGGCACAGGAGGCCCGCGUGUGGUGUGUGAACCACGCGGACGUGGCGUUCUCGGUCGAACUCUCUCAUUUAGCUAGGAAUCAAUGCGGCGGUGUCAACGGCAAGUGCUUGGCCGAGCGGACCCCCGGAGUCGGCGCACGACCGUAUUACGGCGUCGCAUUUACGAACGUCACGGGUGAGGACCGGCCGACGGCGGUGGCUCGGCUUAUCCGGGGCCUGCGGGAGACGAGGACGGCCUGGCUGUGCGGAGACUGUGGGAGGGCUCAUGCAGAGACCGUCGGGUGGUUUAUGUUUAACAUGCAUGGGGCGAGCGUACUGUGCUGCGGCCCCGGCGGCCGCGGCGACCCCGAUUCCUUCUGUCUCAGAAACGACGGGUUCGGUUGUUUGGCGAGCUUCGCGCUCGGCGACGUCGGCGGUAGCGUUGACGAAGCGGCGAUCGGGGCCGAGUACGAUCUGCUCAACGAGGGCCGGCCGCAAGAACGGAACAUCUUCUGCGGAAAAUGCGCCGAGGAGGCGGCGGAUCAGCGCGGGGGAACUGUGUUUCCGAUUGCUCUUCUUGGUCGAGGGGACAGGGACAAGGCCAUCAAACGCGCGAAGAAGAGGGCCGAGAAGGUCGCGGAGAAGCUAGGGUCACCGCGGCAAUAAACUUGUACCUG
This is a messenger RNA of Pelagomonas calceolata, 1998 nucleotides long. NCBI's taxonomy places the organism in Eukaryota, Pelagophyceae, Pelagomonadales, Pelagomonadaceae. The record is from the annotation of a GenBank genome assembly.